Molecule: messenger RNA, 2774 nt
Organism: Pelodiscus sinensis (Chinese soft-shelled turtle)
Lineage: Eukaryota; Metazoa; Chordata; Testudines; Trionychidae
Gene: PDCL3
Product: phosducin like 3
Biological process (GO): protein folding; positive regulation of gene expression; angiogenesis
Cellular component (GO): cytoplasm
Molecular function (GO): protein folding chaperone; vascular endothelial growth factor receptor 2 binding
Source: RefSeq, a predicted model, not a curated record
CACGUGUCACUAGUGCACGCGAGAGGAUUAGUCCCCGCUCCCCGGGCGCCCCCCACCGCCAGCUCCCAGGAGCGCAGAGGGGAAGGGCGCUGGGCGGCCCCGCUGCCGAAUAAGGCUGCUCCGGAAGGCGGCGGCGCUGCCCCAGACGCAGAGGGAGGGACUCGCCCCGCAGCCGGCGGCAGGUGGGCUCCGGGCGCUGCAGGGGGGAUCUUGCCCGGCGGCGCCGCUGCUGCAGUGUCAGGGCCAACAUGCAGGACCCCAAUGCAGAUACCGAAUGGAAUGACAUUUUGCGUAAGAAGGGCAUCCUCCCUCCAAAGGAAAAACUAAAAGAGGACGAGAAUGCAGCAGAGGAGCAGGAACAGCAGGUCCUCCGGCAAAAAUCUGUUGUGAAAACAUACGAAGACAUGACUUUGGAAGAGCUAGAAGAAAAUGAAGAUGAGUUUAAUGAGGAAGACGAGCAAGCUGUCAAAAUGUACAGACAGCAAAGGAUAGCAGAAUGGAAAGCACUUCAAAUAAAGAACAAAUUUGGGGAAAUUCUAGAGAUUUCAGGACAGGAUUAUGUUCAAGAAGUCACCAAAGCUGGCAAGGGUAUAUGGGUAAUCCUGCAUCUUUACAAACAAGGAAUUCCCCUCUGUACCUUGAUAAAUCAACAUUUAAGUGGACUUGCGAGGAAGUUCCCAGAUGUUAAAUUUAUCAAAGCCAUUUCUACAACCUGCAUACCCAAUUACCCUGAUAGGAACCUGCCAACAAUUUUCAUAUAUUUUGAAGGAGAUAUCAAGGCCCAAUUUGUUGGGCCUCUAGUGUUUGGUGGCAUGAACCUGACACGAGAUGAACUGGAGUGGAAGAUUUCAGAGUCAGGUGCCAUCAAGACAGAUCUAGAGGAAAACCCCAGGAAACAGAUCCAGGACCAGUUGAUAUCCUCAGUUAGGUGCUCUGUUCCAACAAGGAGGGACAGUGAUUCUGAAGAUGAUUAAUUCCUCUACCAUCAUCUAAGGUUGAUGCAGUACGUUUUCAACCAAAGUUCAUAUCCAAUAUACUGGACAAAACCCACCUGACACACCUUAAUCUUUCCACUGAUGCCUCAAUUAAGGAAGAAUAGUUUUUCAAGAUGGCAGUCUUUUACUAGCAAUUUCCAGCUUUGUAUCUAUUACAACUUUGUUUAAAAUCUGACAGUUUGAAAUACUUUUAUAAAUGGAGACACAAUCAAUCUUAUUCCACAUUUUUAAAAAUAGACAUAGUAGGAAAAGUGAUCAUUUUUUCUUUUGUUUUGGUAAAUCUUUGCAACAGAGAGAGACCUACAAGUUUAAGUACUAUAUGGCAUGGAACAUCAUACACUGAUUUUAAAUAACUUAAGAUAUAUUCAUGUAAAUAUCUUAUAAGUUGCAAUAAAUGGUGCAUUUCAACAGCUGCAGUAAAGUUAAGGCUUCAGAGUCCUUUUGUUAGGCUGUUUAUCAAGACGCACAUUUGGGCACAGAGGCAAACUUGCCUAAAGAACAGUCUCUGACCUAUUUAAUAAACUUGUAGAAUACUCACUUGACUAACGCUAUAAUGCUUUAGUGCUGCUACCAAACUGGUGCCUCAUUCACAAUGGACUUGAUGUUAAGAGGUGCCUUUUUUAUUAUAUUAAAGUAAAAACUUUGUCUUCCAGCAUUUGCCACAGCUACUUCUUGUUAAAAUAGCAAGCCCUUGGAGGAGGGAAAAAAUUAAAAUGCCAUCCUAAUUAUUUAUAUAUAUUCUGAAGUUUAAGAAAGCUGCAUGCCUGUUUCAGACUGGGCUUGCUGUCUACCUACAUGUCUUAUUUGUCUACAUGUGGAUGCUAAUAAGUGGCACAUGACUAUGCUGACAAGCUUACCUAAACACCUUUUGUUAUGUUGCUGAUGGAGUCUGUGGAAGCACAGUAUAGAAUUUGAGCAUUUAAUAAGUAUAAAACAUUUAGCUUUGUUAUAUUGAGAUAAGCUUCUGGAAGAUUUCAGCUGGAUGGCUUUAACUUGACCCCUUUAUUUGAAUUAGUGGAACUUAAAGAUCUGCUAUUUUAAUUAAAUUACAUAUUAGUCUGUAAGAUUUUUGGUGCAGAGACUGCCUUCUUAUGGGGAUCAACACUGUCUAACUCAGGGGACUCUGUUCCUUUGGUGUUACUGCAAUAGAAAUAGUGAACAAAGAUUGCUCUUGGCCUCAAUACUACCUAGCAAUGAAUACCUGUGGAGUAUGGCCGUGGUGUCCAGCAUGCUAGUCUCGUGGCUAUUUGGCUAUAGUAGUAGCCACCAUAUUAUUUACAUUUUCAGAAUAAUGGGGCUAGUUCACUCUAGUGGCUACUGCUUCAGAACUGGUUGGACACCACAGCAGUAUGGUCUCCUUGUAUUGUGAAAACUUGAUUAGAAGCUUCUGAUUUAAUUGCUCUGUUUAAAAUGUCAGCAUUGUCAUCUGAUUGAACGUAAAAACUUAAUUGUAUAUUAAGCUUGUCUGUAAACAAACUUCUAUUAACACAAGCACUGAAAUACUAGUCAGACUGUUUGAUACCUGUCUGUGUACUUGAUUGUUUUAUUCUUGCAUAUCUGGAUUUUUCUUACACCUCAAUACUACAGUGUGGAAGUGAUCUGUAUGUUGGGAAGAAAUUCUUCCAGUGCAUAUUGAAGAGGCCUUGAUACAUCAAUAUAAAUAUUGGUUGUGAUCAUAUUUGAAAUUGGGAUGAGAGUUUUUGAAGUACACUAAAACCCUUUUUAUGUGGCAAUGCACCAAUGGGUGAGCUCAAUAAACUGGCACUUCUGAUCUGCACA